Symbiodinium sp. CCMP2456 is the source of this 6435-nucleotide messenger RNA. NCBI's taxonomy places the organism in Eukaryota, Dinophyceae, Suessiales, Symbiodiniaceae. The record is from the annotation of a GenBank genome assembly.
AUGGAUGAUGACGAGGCUGCUUGGCUGCUCGAUGUGACGAAUUGUGAGGCAAAUCAGCUUGACGCCCAUUUCACAGAACUGGAGGCCCACCUCGCAUCGCAGCUUUCCUACGGUGAGUUGGACCUGAGCCUUGCGGAGCUGCGCGAGGUGCGCUCCCGCUGCCAUGCCGUCGGCUUGGGUGCCGGGGCUCUCGGAGCCUUGGACGAUGCCAUAGCAGGCGAGGCCGAGGAGCUUUCCUUCAGCAUCGACAUCACGAGCGACGGUGACCAGCUGGAGAUCAUCUCUUGUGCAGGUGACUACCUGGCAUUGUUUCGGCACUACGCGCUGGCGGAGACUCAAUACCGCAUCUCGAAGGAUGACUUCGGCUUGGCGCGAUGCCUGGCAGAGCGCCUGGCGAGGGAGCGUCGCGAUGGGAAGGAUCAGGAGGAGCUGGAGGAGCUGGAAAUUGACGCCCUGAGUGCAGCACUACGAGCACUGCAUCACGUGAAGGAAUCAGCUGGUGGCUCCCUGAGCAGCCUCUGGGAGCGCCGGGCCUGCCAGGUGCUGCACCUUCUGGACGACCUCAGUUCUGCCGCGGCUCCGGGCCGACUGGAAGGCUGCUUGGGAGAUGAAACGCCGCUGGAGUUCAUCGAGAUGCUCGGCUGCUUCCUUCGCUGCUCUGGCGCUGGCGCGGUGGAAAGUUUAUCGAGGCGGCUGCUGAUGCCAGCACCCUUCCUGCCUCAACGGCUGCCUUCCUUGCAUGGCAUCCAGCUUCCGCCAGGUAUCCGCACCCUGUUGAUCGAUUCACGGGCCUUUUGCCAGCCGGGGUUGGAAAGCGCGGUGCGUCGCUGGCGCCUUGAAUUGCGAAAAGCACUCAACGAGGCCUCUCUUCACCCGCCCUCGAACGAGCUGCUGGCCAGCGCAGCUGCUGUUGCUUGCCAUUGCCAUUUCACAGGCUACUGCAUUCCUCUGCAUGAGAACGACGAGGAGCCGCAAGGCAGCAUGCCUGACGGCGCGUUUACUGACUGGCUGGUGUCGGCAAUGUACGAGGUGCCUUGUCAAGAUGCACCCGCCCAGCUGGAGGCCAUGGACUGCAUCCCAGAGCUGGCCGAGCUCAUUUGCAGGACCCGCAAGCAGCCGAAGGAGGAGGAAGCUUUGAUCAAGACCUUGGAGUACCUGUCCGAGCACGACUUGGUGGCCUCUCCUUGCCGAGACUUCUACGACUGCACUUUGUAUCCUCCGUGGCACUUUGCAGUGGAGAGCGUGGGUGUGAUCCCUGUACCUUUGGACGUGCGCUUAAAGUACAUCUCUCCCGUGUGGACUCCUGAGCAGGUUUCCUGCACUCGCAUCCUUGUCGCUGGCUGUGGCUCAGGCCAUCAGGUGGCCGUUGAGCUUCGCAGCACGGAACUGGAAGGCACAUCAGAGCUCGUUGCCCUUGACGUCUCCGCAAGAACCCUGGCUGCUGCCAAGCGCAAGCUGCGCUCUGUUCUCACCGAAACAGAGUUCGCCCGCGUGAGGUUCCUAGUCGGCGAUCUCCAGCACCUCACGCGAGAUCAUGCUCUUCUUCGAGAUGGUUUCGACCUCGUCGUUUGCUGUGGCGUGCUGCAUCAUUUGCCGGAUCCAUCCUCGGGGCUGCAGCGCUUGGCAUCGCUGCUUCGGCCAGAGGGUGUCCUUCAGCUUGCAACCUAUUCCACCAUCAGCUUCAAGACUUGGCAGCCGCGAGUUGAGGCCUGGCUGAAGAAGCUGCCCUUUGCCUCGCAGUUUCAAGGAGGCUCUAGAACACCUUCGCAUCGGGAGGUGCGAGCCUUGCGUCAGGAGGUUCUCACGGCUUCGGAGGAUCCCGAAUCGAGGGAGAUCCGCGACUUGCUGGUCCACUUUCCGGAGUUCUUCACGUACGCGGGCUUUUUGGAUCUGCUUUUCCAUCCUUUGGAAAGGACCUUCACCCUCAAUGAGCUCUUGGAGGGACCGAUAGCAGCCUCAAGGUUGACUCCACUGGGCAUCUUCUUCCUUGAUGUUAACGCAGAGCUAGUAGCUCGGCGCUGCUUCGCCAAGCGCUUCCCCGAGGAGUCUGAGCUGAAGAUGGUUGACCUCAGGCUCUGGCACACCGUGGAGGCCGCACUGGCACACUUCAAGGAAUACGCCGUGCUUCCAUUGGUCCUGCAGGAGGAGGAGCAAGACAUCUUCGGCCGAAUGCAUGGUGUGUGGUUGGCAAACACCGCCACUCGCGGCCCGGCUGUGUUCUUCUCAGCGGGCGUCUUGAAGCGCAAUCUGAUCCAAGGCUCGGGCGGGGAAGAGAGUGCGGCCAAGCGCGCGAGGAAAAUAGCCGCUUUGCCAGAAGAACGUCUCGCACCCGAACACAGAAAUCAAGCAUCCCGUGAUAUCCCGCACUUCGCCAUGGAGGCGUCCGAAGGACAGGAACCGGAGGAAACGGAGGAAGCAGAGGAAACCGGCGAGCCUGGCCCUGCGGAAGGUGAUCUGGCAGACAAAGAGUUGGUUGCUGCACUGUUCAAGACAGUGCGCCAACGUUGCCUUGCAGCCAGAGCCAGCAUUGCAGCGUCAUCCGUGAAACUGCAGACGUUGCAACGCGGGCGUGUUGCCAAAGUCGAGAUGAUGAAGAUGCGUGAGGCAGCAAAAUGCUUUGAAACUGUGGCUCCCGCGCUCAAGAGCCUUGUGCUACGGAUUCGCCUCGCAAGUUUCGAGGAGCAGCAAGCCGUUCGGCGGCUGCAAGAAGCUUGUCGAGUGGCAGUUUGCAAGCGGCGUGUUCAUGGUCUUUGCAUCCGGCGCCUGCAAGCUUUGCUUGUUGGACUGGAGAAGAAGGUCGAGGCCCAGCAACUGCUUUCUCGAUUGCAGAUGCGUCGUCGGAUGCGAGAGCAUCCUGAAAGCCUCUUGCGAGUAGCACUAAAGGCUGUGCAGCUGCGAAGGCAACUCUCAGAAAGAAGAGAACAUGAAGCCGUGUCUUGCAUCCAAGCACGUGCACGUGGUGGUUUCGAACGUGCACAGCAGAGGACCGAAAAGGAGCAAGUUGCCAUGCAGACCGUCAGGGAUGUUUGUCGGCGAUUUGCUGCUCAGCAGAGCUUGCGUGCAGUCAAACAGAGGCAGCUGCUGCGAGAUUCAUCUGAUCUCUGGGGAUCCGUGAUUCAAACUUACAAGAAACGGUCGCAGUUGGCUUUUCACUUGCUCUACAGUCGGGCAAGUGCGAAAAUAACUGCUAUGUGGCGUGGGGCUUUGGGACGACGGGCUGCGCGGAAGGUUCGGUUUGAGAAAUCGGCUCAGGGCGCCUGCAACACCCUAAAGAGCUUCCUUCGGUGCUACUGGGCACGAGAGACGCUCCUCGGUCGACGGCUGGACACAGACUAUGCAGAGAACCAGAGGAUCUUCUGCAUAGCGCUGAGAACCCUCAAGAUGCGGAUGCGGCUUUGCCGUUCAGUCGACGAGGCCCGCAAGCGGGCUGCCAUGGAGGUGCUCUCCAGGUACGUAAAAGGAAUGUACAUCCGCAGUGGUCGUGUUUUUGAUUGGGAGAAGUAUGCAAAGAGGACGGGUCGUCGAAUUACCGACGACAUACGCGAGCGUAUGGCCUCUGACAGGGCAGAAGUGGAAUGGGCAAUCCGUGUUCGAAAGCACGUGCUCCGCGUGAGGGUUGAGCUCGAGGAUGAACGGCUGCAAGUGGCUAACAUGGCUGCGCUGCAGUUGCAAAGGAGUUGGAGAGCUCGCCAAGUGAGGCUCCAGCACUUCAUGUCCAGGUUGGCCUUGCGGCUUGCUGCCGAGCGUCAGACCCUACUGGCACUACAGCGAUCGGAGGUGCAGGCGAUGCACAGCAUGAGCUCAGAUUCUCUUCAAGGUGCUCUCCGGCCGUUUCAUGUGCAAGUGAUGUGCGCUCGGCCGUAUCCUCCUCGGGACUGGGUCGCGUCCCUGUCUGAAACCCCAGAGCCAGUGGUGGACGUGGACGCCGCCGACUCCUUCGCCAUCCUUGCUGGCCGCAGUGGGACGGCGUACUGUCUGCCAAGCCACGCAAACGCCGAGCUGAUUGGCUCGCCCGAGCCGCUGAAGCUGCAGGGGCCCUUUGUGCUGCAGCACCACCGCCUCCUUGCAGCAAGCCCCAGUGUCGUGCAGGUCUCGUGUGGUGCGCACCAUGCGCUUCUGAUGACCGGAGAGGGUCUUUGCUUUGCAUGGGGCAAGAACGAUUGUGGGCAAUGCGGCAUUGGAUGGCCGCGCCCCGAGCAGCUGGAGCAACGGGUGGUGGCCGAAGCGACCUGCUUGCAGCCAUGGGCGGCGGCGCAUGGAGUCGCCACGUCGGAGAUGCGUUCUGCUGGUCUCUUGGAGCCACAGCGCGGUGAGAGCCUCACAGCUGCUUGUGCUUCUGGUGCCGUCUUGCCUCGCCUGCGAAGCGUCUCAGCUGGACCCCAGACGAACCUUGCUUUGGAUUUCGAUGGACAAGCUUGGGCAUGGGGGUCCAGAACAGGAUUGGGCCUGAAUUCCUGGAUGCCGCUGGCACAGCCCCGUGCUGCUCCAUCCAAGGGCACAGUGAGACCGGGUGCGGAUGGGAGUCGACAUCCUACAGCCUGCCCCUUUCUGCUUUUCCAGGUCAUUAAGGCCACUGAAACGGGAGCUGCAAGGAGUUCGAAGAGUGUAGAAGUGCAGGAGUUGGACUUGAAGGAGUUGGCAGGCAACGUGCUUGUGCCGACCUUACUUUGCAACCUCACGCCGCUGGAAGGCGAAGCCUCUGCGCGCUCAGUGUCCUCGGCGCUGCCGGAAGCAGUCAUCCUUCAUUCCAAGGGGGGCAAGCCCCAGGCUAUCUUGAGUCCCGCAGCAGGAGCAGGAGCAGGUGGUGGUCGAAGUGAGAACUUCUUCGUCAGCGCGGUGGACACUGAGCAUGCAAGUUUCGCAGUUACGGCCCGUGGCGUUGCAUACAGCUGGGCCUCCGUAGGAGGAGAUAUCCUCGGACGUCCUGGUGCAAGCAACAUGCCGGCUGCAAUCCCAACCUUCCUGCAGCUCUCCAUCUGCGUGACAUGUAUCAGUGCAGCCGUAGACCACGCACUUGCUUUGACUGCACAUGGGCGUGUUUUCACCUGGGGCACUCUUGAGGCUUCCGUGGGGACUGAGCGGUUCCAGCGGCGUUCGUUCACGCAGCCCAUGUGUGUAGAAGGAGCGGUGCGAGGCUUGAAAGUCAGCAAAGUUCUGGCAGGCCGCACAUCCAGCCUGGUCGCGUUUCAGGAUUGUGAGACAGUGCUGGGAUGGGACAUGGUGGAGGUUUCCAUGCUGAAGGGCAAGGGUCAUGUGGACCCGGCAGUCUACGAGUUCCCCUUGACCUACGAUGCUUUCGGAGGCACCGACCCGGGAUCGCCCGACUCUCCGAAGUUCGUCGAGAAAGUCCUGUCACCAGCUCGCAGAUCUGGCCCUGGCCGCAACAAAGUCACUGCAAAGCUCAGCUUGUGCCAGUCUCAGACCUUGCAACUCUUGAUGCAGGAGCCUUCCAAGGGACAUGGGCCUUUCUCCCAUUCUGAACUCUUUGCUUGGGCAGGGAGGAGGUCUGCUGCUGCACAUGCUCGGAGGGAAGAUGACGAGGAGGCUUUCAGGCAGCAGUCCAUGCGGGAGAUGAGAGCAGAGCGCUCUCGCAUCAAGCAGCUAAGCAACGUGUCCUUGCUGAGAGAAGUAGCAAGGCCAAGGACGUUCGUGGAGUUUGACCGCGAGAUUUCCAUGUACAGGAGAGCGGAGUGGGCAGUGCGGCUUAUUACGGUUCGUGAGCGAUCUGUCAUGCUCUUUGCUUUCCUGUCCACCGUGAUCGCUUUGACGGCUUCGGCAGGAGGAGACCACGAGAAGAUAUCGUCAGUGUUGCUGCCUUUCCUCAGUGUCAGCAAAGAGCCCUCGAAAUGGCCAGCGCCAAAAGAUCCCAGAGAUGUCGACAGAAGGCUUUGCAAGUUGGACUUGGCAAGAGAGAUGAACAUUAAAGUUGGGGAUCGGGUUCGAGUUCUCUAUGGCAGUGAGAAGGGCAAGCACGGCGUCAUCAGCCGAAUUAUCCGUGACAAGAAUCAGGUCAUCGUGUCUGGUGUCAGCCUAAAGCGAAGCUUCUGGCACCCGGAUCCGGGGCCUGGCAAGCCUUCCAUCAUUUCGGUGGAGUGCCCGAUCCACAUCACCAAUGUCGUGCUAGUGGACCCGGUGACGAAGCAGCCGACAAGAGUCAAGAGGCGGUAUAUGAUGAAUGGCGAAGGCGUUCGAAUCUCCAAGGUCUCCGGCUGCGCCAUGCCCGAACCCGUCGCAGUCGGCCUCAACGCGCGCGAAGUCCUCUGGAAGCAGCACGAGGAGGGGGUGCUCCGGCAAGCGAAGGAGCGGCGUGGGCCGCCCAAGGAAGACAUCUUUGGAAACAAGGAGCACUUCAAGACACUGGUGCGGCUCGUUCGCGAGCGGAGAGCUGCCGAAGAUGCCCAGGGCAAGGCUUCGUCAAGGACUUCGGUCGAGUGA